Messenger RNA from Anastrepha ludens (Mexican fruit fly), 1877 nucleotides. Its product is annotated as ketimine reductase mu-crystallin. Gene Ontology annotation, molecular function: hormone binding. The coding region runs from base 108 to 1154 and encodes 348 amino acids. Gene Ontology annotation, cellular component: cytoplasm. The record is from RefSeq and is a predicted model, not a curated record. Lineage: Eukaryota; Metazoa; Arthropoda; Insecta; Diptera; Tephritidae. The transcript has 3 exons.
GCUUCUAAUGUCUAACGUGAUAACGUCAUCUAUGGUGAUAACAUUUGUGUAAGUUCCCCUAGUAGCACAAUUAAGCAAGAUUUUAGAAGGAAUCUGAUCAAAUAAUUAUGACUUCGGCCGUUCUCUACAUAAAUGCAGAACAAGUACGAAAUGUACUCCAUUGGCCUAUGGUAUGCGAGGCUGUUGAAGAGGCCAUGAAGUCAGUUGCGCAUUCUCACGAACACUCAUGCCCAGGAUCCAAUCGCCCCCUAACGAACCAGCCAGCACGGAGCAUGACAUUUUGUGGCAAAAAAUCACAAAUAUUAUUAACAAUGCCAGGAUAUGUAGCCAACUACCGGCUUACCGCCGCGACAAACAAUGGAGCAGCUAAAGAACAUUUUAGUACGCUAGGCUGCAAACUUGUAACAUCAUUUGCGGGAAACACGGUGCGUGACAUUCCAUUACCGAAUAUUAUGGCAAAUAUACUCCUUUUUAAUUCGGAAACUGGAAAAUUAAAUUGUAUUGUUGAUGGCACAGAUAUCACUGCUUGGCGUACAGCAGCUGCUUCCAUUGUGGCCACCAAGUACCUGUAUUUUCUCCGUUAUCCUGAAGGUGUUGUACGGCCAAUUAAGGUGGCAAUUAUUGGUACCGGAGUUCAAGGUGAAAGCCAUGCUCUUGGAAUGUGUUCAUCUUUCACAGUUACCGAUAUUUAUCUUUGGAACCGUACUGCCAGCAAAGCCGAGUCAUUAGCGCAAGAACUGAAAACAAAGGCACCUAAUGCACGGGUUCAUGUAAGCAAGAACGUUGCCGAUGCAGUAAUUAAUGCCGAUGUAAUUUGUGUGGGCACUUAUGCCCAAACGCCUCUAGUUACGCACGAGAUGAUUAAGAAAAAUCAUGUUCACAUCAACUCGGUCGGCGCAGGGCAAGUGCACUUUCAAGAAAUUGGGCCUGAUAUUUACGAUCACGCAAAGGUAUAUAUUGAUUCGUGGGAAAACGCGAAAACAGAGUUGAAAGGUUUGAAAGCUGACAUCAUUGGCGAAGUGGGAGAAGUAAUCAAUUUUGGGAAAUACCCACAGGAGGAUAAAAUAACAGUAUUUCAAUCAAUGGGUAUGGCUGCGGAGGAUGUAACAGUGGCGCAAGCAGUUUUCAAUGCAGCUCAGGAUCGGACAGACUAACAAUAAUAAUGGUUUUAGAGAUUAUUGAAUUUUCGACUCAAAGUAUAUUGCGGAUAUAAAAUAUUAGUGUAUGUAAUAAAAUUUUUUCUAUAAAGAUUUCGUGUACGGACGGACCCUUAUAAAUAUUAAGUCAAAACUUUUGUACAGAUCUACAUUUACUUAUGUAAAAUGAAAACCAUUUUUUAAUACACACUAACUAUAUUAACCCUUACACAUUUUCACACUUAUUCCAAGGGUUGAAUUUUUAGGUUUGGUGUAUUAAAAGACUUAUAGUUUAGACAGAUGGCGGCGUUAAUCGGGAUUAACAAUGUAAUUCGGAAUUAUCUUAGGGAUUAAUGCUUGUUUACAAGUAGACUUAAUUCUCAUAAUUUAAGCGGAUUAGGUGAAUUUUUUGACGGCAACAUUGACGCAAAAUGACCGUUAAUAGCUAUUGUGAAUGAAAAAUAAUUAAACUUUUAUAAAAAAGAACAAGAAAGACUGGAUUCAGUACCAAGGCGAAUUGAAUAUCUAAGGUGGCGUCAUUAAAAACAGUUCUUUAUUUUUAGCGAUUUUGACAAGUCUGACGUCAGAAGCUCCUCUCGCAAUAAAAAACAAAUAAAAGGAGGACAAAUCACAUGUUUGGAAUAAAUUCAGUGAAUGGCUUGGUAAUAUUGUGAUUUGUGAGAUUUAAACUAAACUAAAUAAUAAGAACGAAGUGACAGGUGUGAAAUUGUGAAAGAACGA